AUUUUUUGUUUGUUUUUAAGGGUUUUUGGUAAAGAGAACAUUUUUCUCCGACGCGAGUUUCCGGCGAUGAAGAGUGAAUCGAUUUCUCUAAUCCGUCGCUUCCGGUACCACAAAUUCAGACUACUCCAACCUCUACUCCACCUCAACGAUGCUUCUUCUUCUUCUUCUUCCUCCUCUGCUCUGUUCUCCCCAACACGAAAAAUCUCAACUUGUUGCAGAACCAAUCCACUGAUCAAGAGUCAGUUCUGGGUUAAUCCAUAUCGGAACUUUAAUACCCAUGUGGAGGAACCACCGGAGAUUUCGUCUAGAGAUAAGGAAAAGAUCGAUCUUGAAGAAGCGUUCGAGUCGGCGACCACCACUAAUGAAAUGGUCCGUUUGUUUAAAGAGAUGGAGUUGUCUUUCGAAGGUAACGAGUUGGGUUUAUCGGCUCUCAAACUCGGGCUCCAUCUCGAUCGGGAAGGUGAGGAUCCUGAAAAGGUUCUGUCUUACGCUAAUAAAGCUCUUAAAUCUUUCGAUGGAGAUGGGAAUAAUCAACCUAAUCUUCUUGUUGCCAUGGCGUUGCAAUUGAUGGGCUCUGCUAAUUUCGGGUUGAAACGUUUUAGUGAUAGCUUAGGUUACUUGAACAGAGCUAAUCGUAUUCUAGUUAAGUUAGAAGCAGAUGAAGAUAAUGCUGUGGAAGACGUUAGGCCUGUUUUACACGCCGUGCAGCUCGAGCUUGCUAAUGUUAAGAACGCUAUGGGAAGGCGUGAGGAAGCUAUUGAGAAUCUGAAGAAGAGUUUGGAGAUAAAGGAGAUGACUUUUGAUGAAGAUAGUAAAGAGAUGGGUGUGGCGAAUCGUGGUCUGGCUGAUGCUUAUGUUGCGGUUUUGAAUUUUAACGAGGCUUUGCCUUAUGCGUUGAAGGCUUUGGAGAUUCAUAAGAAGGAGUUAGGGAAUAAUUCAGCUGAGGUUGCUCAGGAUCGAAGGCUACUUGGUGUGAUUUAUAGCGGUUUAGAGCAGCAUGACAAGGCGUUGGAGCAGAACAGAUUGUCUCAGAGGGUUUUGAAGAAUUGGGGAAUGAAACUGGAGCUGAUUCGUGCUGAGAUUGAUGCUGCUAACAUGAAGGUUGCUUUGGGGAAAUACGAGGAAGCGAUUGAUAUAUUGAAGAGCGUUGUUCAACAAACUGAGAAGGAGAGUGAGGUGAGAGCUAUGGUGUUUAUAUCGAUGUCGAAAGCUUUGGUUAACCAACAAAAGUUUGCUGAUUCAAAGAAAUGUUUGGAGUUUGCUUGUGAAAUCCUCGAGAAGAAAGAAACAGCUUCCCCUGUAGAAGUCGCUGAAGCUUACUCGGAGGUAGCGAUGCAGUACGAGUCAAUGAACGAAUUUGAAACUGCUAUUUCGUUAUUGCAAAAGACUUUAAGUAUACUAGAGAAGCUUCCUCAAGAACAGCACUCAGAAGGAAGUGUUUCUGCUAGGAUAGGUUGGCUGCUUCUAUUCUCGGGCCGGGUCUCUCAAGCAGUUCCUUACUUGGAAGGUGCAACCGAGAGGUUAAAAGAAAGUUUUGGUGCUAAACAUUUUGGAGUUGGUUAUGUGUAUAACAAUCUUGGCGCUGCUUAUUUAGAACUCGGGAGACCUCAAUCUGCUGCUCAAAUGUUUGCAGUUGCUAAAGACAUUAUGGAUGUCUCACUUGGUCCUAACCAUGUUGAUUCAAUUGAUGCUUGCCAGAAUCUUUCUAAAGCUUACGCCGGGAUGGGAAAUUAUAGCCUUGCAGUGGAGUUUCAACAGCGAGUGAUCGAUGCAUGGGACAAUCAUGGAGAUAGCGCGAAAGACGAAAUGAAAGAAGCGAAAAGACUUCUUGAGGAUUUGCGAUUGAAGGCUCGAGGGGGCGUUUCAACAAAUAACCUUCCGAAUAAGGCUUUACCUUUACCCAAGACAAACCAUUCAUAGUGAACUCUCAGCACCAAAAAAAAAGAAUAGCACCUUCUGUUUUUUAGCAUAUGGUACUAAACUUUUGUUUUGCCAUUUGCCACUAAGUUUUUUAAUUAUUAUCUAUUUCAUACUUCGAUCAUUUAAAUUUCACUCCAAUUCAUAGAAGUUGAUGUUUGAGCUUUGUUCCAAACAAAGCAAUAUAAUAAUUUUUGUUAUAAUGGUGUAAUGUUUAAGAGUAGAAAGUGUAGUUUAGUCAUUUGAAUGCAUUAUACUUGUGUGUGA
This is a messenger RNA of Camelina sativa (false flax), 2184 nucleotides long. RefSeq names its product protein KINESIN LIGHT CHAIN-RELATED 2. The record is from RefSeq and is a predicted model, not a curated record. Gene Ontology annotation, molecular function: protein binding. Lineage: Eukaryota; Viridiplantae; Streptophyta; Magnoliopsida; Brassicales; Brassicaceae.